UAAGCCCAAGAACAAUUACUUUUAAUUGUUAUAAUUCUGAAGAAGAAAAAUGAAUUAUAUUUUACGACCUGAAGUAAUAUGGAUUGAGGGACGAUGUUACAGAAUAAACGAUCCAAAUACAGAAGUUUCAGCUCUCCAAGAACAUGAUUUAUACGAAGAUGAAAUAACAUUUCAAGAUGCGGGCGAUGAUGAUUCGGAUGAUGAUUUUGAAAUAAUUGAAAUAGACAGUAAUAGAUUUUCUACAAACCUUCAUGUAUCAAAGCAUUAUAUUGGAUCAAUUAUAGGGAAAAAAGGAAUAAUGAGGAGCAGAAUUGAGAGGGAUACCCGAACUAAUAUAAAAAUACCAAAACAAGGAGAAGCGGGCGACAUUACAAUACUUGGUCCCAGUGUUACUAAUGUAAAAGCGGCUCGGAGAAGAAUCAACAUCAUAAUUAUGUCUUCAAGAAUGAAACAAACACCAACUCAUUUUAUAUCAAUUCCUUUAAAUGAUCCAAUUAUAAUGGAGAAUUUUGAAAAAUUCAAGCAAAUUGUGUUGCAAGAAGUGAAAGGUGUAGACGAAUCAUUAUUUAUAAAAUCACAAAAACUCCAUAUUACAAUUGGUGUGAUGUGUUUAAUGGACAAUGAAGAAAGGUUACAAGCAUCUAAACUAUUGAGUGAGGCAAAAGAUAAGAUUAUAAUGCCUUUAAUACAAGAGAACUUACCUCUACGAAUAAGAUUGAAAGGUUUAUCGUACAUGAAUGAUGAUCCGAAAAAUAUACAUGUAUUGUAUGGAAAUGUUGAAGAUGAAGCCGGCACUGACAUAAUUCAGACGAUAGCUGAUGAUUUAGUCAAUUUCUUUUAUAAAGCAGGAUUUAUGAGAAUUAAUGAAUACGGCAGAGACAGGGUUAAAUUGCAUGUCACAUUAUUAAAUUCUAAAUAUAGGAGCAAAUCAACAAACAAUGAUGAAACUUCGACCAAUCGUAGAAAUGUUAAAGAAGCAUUUGAUGGUUCUGAAAUAUUGAAAAAAUUUGUUGAUUACGAUUUUGGAGUUACAGAAAUAACUAACAUACAUCUAUCUCAAAGAAAGACAUUGGGUGCUGAUGGAUAUUACCAACCAACGUUUGUUGUUACUUUAAAUAAAAACUAA
Molecule: messenger RNA, 1126 nt
Organism: Papilio machaon (common yellow swallowtail)
Lineage: Eukaryota; Metazoa; Arthropoda; Insecta; Lepidoptera; Papilionidae
Product: activating signal cointegrator 1 complex subunit 1
Exons: 7
Coding region: 50-1126 (358 amino acids)
Biological process (GO): regulation of DNA-templated transcription; DNA alkylation repair
Cellular component (GO): nucleus
Molecular function (GO): RNA binding
Source: RefSeq, a predicted model, not a curated record